Molecule: messenger RNA, 1168 nt
Organism: Dimorphilus gyrociliatus
Lineage: Eukaryota; Metazoa; Annelida; Polychaeta; Dinophilidae
Source: the annotation of a GenBank genome assembly
CAUGUCCACUGAUGAUCAAAAUGGGGUUUAUGGGGAUGAAAAAGGGAAGCUUUUCAUUGGCGGAUUAAGUUGGGAAACUUCGACAGAAAAUUUAGAAUCAUAUUUUUCAAAUUACGGAAAGCUCAUCGACUGCGUUGUCAUGAAAAGUUCUUCAACAGGUAGAUCUAGAGGAUUUGGAUUCGUAAAGUAUGAAAAAAUUACUGACGCCGAACGUGUGGUUAACGAAGGUCCGCAUCGAAUAGAUGAAAGGGAUGUUGAUGUUAAAUUAUGUAAUCCCCGUCAUCUUAAUAAGGGAAGUAAGGCUGAAAUUCAAAAGAAUAGAAAAAUAUUUGUUGGAGGAUUACCAGUUAGUUGUACUGAAUCAAAGCUAAGAGCGAUUUUUGAACAAUUUGGCCGUGUCGAAGAAGCUUGUAUUAUGUAUGAUCAGCUCAAAUCUAAAAGUAGAGGUUUUGGAUUCAUUGUUUUUGCUCAGGAAGCUGCUGUCGAUCGAGUUUGUAGUCUUCAUUACAUCACUCUAGAUGGAAAGCAGGUUGAAUGUAAGAGAGCUCAACCAAGAGAGGAGAUUGAGAAAGAGACGAAGAAGGAAUCAUUUGAAGGUCAAUUUGAAGAAGAUGUAUUCAAAGCGGCAGCUGCUGUUGCAACUGCUGUAGCUACUGGAAAAAUUUCAAAUACUCAAGAUUAUAUUGAAUCAUUUUCACAACAAAUUGAAAGUACGGCCUGCCACCAACCAGUAUAUCAAGCAGUCUUUCCCAUUCCAACUCCACGGCAGUAUCUACCAGUUUUACCACCUCUUCGACCAGAGAUUGAUAGAAAUAUUGUACAAGCGCAACUAUCCGCUCUCCAACAAUUAGCAUCUUCAGAUUCAAAGACUGGAGAGGAUAGAAAGAUAUUAGAGAAAACUUUGAUGCCUGUUUCAAGAAAGAGUGAUUGCAAAAAUUACAACAUUCAAACAGCAGCUCAGGCAGCAAUUCAAAUGGCUGCUCAAACAUCUCCUAAAGUUGCUAAUCCAACUCCUUUCAUACCACUUAAUUCUUAUGGAAGUGAGAUAAAUCAGGUAAAGGGGUCCUAUGGCGCUAUACGUCCCUACACCAGGCAUAUUGUGUUUGCUCCAUAUCCAUAUGUUCGCGCAGCCUUCCUACCUAGUCCAGGAAACUUUCCAAGAACAUGA